Effrenium voratum is the source of this 345-nucleotide messenger RNA. The record is from the annotation of a GenBank genome assembly. NCBI's taxonomy places the organism in Eukaryota, Dinophyceae, Suessiales, Symbiodiniaceae.
AUGCAGUUCUUGGGCACGGCCCUCACCGCGCUGAGCGCGGCGGAGAAGCCCGAGGUGCUCUCGGCUGCCCUGGAGGUGCUCAGUGUGCUGAUGGAGGUUGAUGAUCAGAAGAUUUGGCAGAAAGAGGUGCCGGCCUUCCUGUCGGACGACCUGGUGGAGAAGCUCGUGCUGCUGCUAGUGGACAUCGAGGACGGCCAAGAUGUGGUCGCAGCUGCUUUGGCGGUGCUUGAGCUGGCGCCCCGUGUCUGGCUGGAGCCGCACCGGGAGGCCCUGGCGCAAGCUAUGGCUGCGGUUUCGGAGUCGUGCGCCUUGUCACCGGACUUCCGUGCCUUCUUGUCGACCUGA